This is a messenger RNA of Penicillium pulvis, 1318 nucleotides long. RefSeq names its product basic helix-loop-helix domain-containing protein. Gene Ontology annotation, molecular function: protein dimerization activity; DNA-binding transcription factor activity. The record is from RefSeq and is a predicted model, not a curated record. The coding region runs from base 437 to 1306 and encodes 289 amino acids. Gene Ontology annotation, cellular component: nucleus. Lineage: Eukaryota; Fungi; Ascomycota; Eurotiomycetes; Eurotiales; Aspergillaceae. The transcript is spliced from 3 exons.
AGGAUAUAUGAAAGAUCAAAAAGCAGUUCAAGUAGAGAAUACUCCUACAUUCAAGGAGUAAAUCUACGAGAGUCUGUGUCACGGGUACCGGAUACCUGCCUGGGUCGGAUGCAGAUCAGGUGAUAUUCGACGCGACUGGUCUUUCCCGCUGCCCGUAUCGCCUUCUCCUCAAACCUUCCACGUGAGUCCACCUCGACUCGAUGAUUCCCCCCUCCAAAAGCAUCCCUUUUGCAUGUAAUAUCUGCGUUUUCGAGUGGAUUAUCAAACCGAUCUCCUCUUCAGCUAUCUAUUUUUCUACUCUUUCUUCCCCUGCAAUUUGGGGAGUUCUUUUUGAAGUUCGCAUAUCGCGAACAACGUGACUUCUGGUCUUGUUAUUGUCCGUGGCAGGUGACUUCUUGUCAGGUGAUAAAGAGGAUCAUCCAAGGCUUUCACACAUAUGAUGUCUGAUCCAUCCAUGAACAGUCCCGACGGGCAUGUCCAUAAGCGCAAGCGCGAGGGAUCUGACGACUUGGGACACGAUCCCCAACGUAUGAACCGUUCUUCACACGGUAGCAACGGCAGUAUGGAUAACCAGCACAAUUUCGGCCACUCUCUGAACUACGAGCACGGUCUGCCCAACACCGGCUCAGAACUCAACAUCGACCAACAGAUCCUUCAACACGUUGGCCCCCAGAAUGGCAUGUCUGAUGAUAAUGCUCUGACUGCGAACGCGAAGGCUGCUCUCGCUGCUCACACUCCACAGCACAAGUACCCGCCCCCACCUGAUGCGGCUUUCGAUGCCAACAACUUGACCUCUGGCUUGACCUUCGGCGAUGACAUGGGUCAGCCACCCAUGGGCCCUUCACACAACCACAACUCUACUGCUGCUGCGGUAUAUGCUGCGCGCGAGGCGCAGAGUAUGAACCAGAAGCCUACUGUCGGCUCUCCGGAAUGGCACCAGAUUCGCAAGAACAACCACAAAGAGGUUGAGCGUCGACGUCGUGAGGCCAUAAAUGAAGGCAUCAACCAAAUCGCCCGUCUGGUUCCCAACUGCGACAAGAACAAGGGCGCCAUACUACAGCGGGCUAUCGAAUAUAUCUGCCAGCUCCAGGAGGAGCGCAAGAAUAUUGACGAGCGAUUCGAGCAACACAGUCUCACCACAAAUCAUGCCAUCACCGAGAUCAGCACAUCCAACUCCAAGUUGAAGGCCGAGGUCGGCCGACGCAACAACAUCGCCCUGAAGUGGCUCCAGCGUUGCCGUGACGCAGGCCUCGAGUUUGAUGACUACGAGGAAGCCAAGGACCUGGAGACUCUGGAUAUGGAGUAAACUCGAGCUCUG